GGAACGUCUUUCCAGCAAGCUGGCCUGGCAUCUUCCAGCUGUGGGCACAGAAUCUGACGGAGUGAGACUGGGAAAGCCUCGAGCAACAGGAUGAAGAGGUACCAAGAACAUCAUCUGCAGCAGCCCGUCACUCCAGACCUUUUGAUGACCCCUAGUGAUCGUGAUGAUGCAGAACUGGACAUGGAAUACCCAGUCGAACGAGGAAAUUGGUCGGGAAAGUUAGAUUUUCUCCUGUCUUGCAUUGGAUACUGUGUUGGUUUGGGCAAUGUCUGGAGGUUCCCAUAUAGAGCUUAUACCAAUGGAGGAGGGGCAUUUCUAAUUCCAUACUUCAUCAUGUUGGCCAUUUGUGGAAUCCCUCUCUUCUUCAUGGAAUUGUCUUUAGGCCAGUUUUCCAGUCUGGGACCCCUGGCUGUGUGGAAAAUAAGUCCACUUUUCAAAGGUGUUGGCAUGGGCAUGCUGCUAAUUGUUGCCCUGGUGGCCAUCUACUACAACAUGAUAAUAGCCUACGUUUUAUUCUACCUCUUCGCCUCCCUGACUAGCAGUCUGCCCUGGGAGCACUGUGGCAACUGGUGGAACACUGAGCUCUGCCUGGACCACCAUGUCAUCCAGGCCAGCAACUCUGCGAUGCCAAUCAACAUCAGCAGCACAGUCAGCCCCAGUGAAGAGUACUGGAGUCGCUACGUUCUUCACAUACAAGGGAGUUCUGGAAUUGGGGAUCCAGGACAAAUUCGAUGGAACCUGUGUCUGUGUCUUCUUCUGGCCUGGACCAUUGUGUACCUAUGCAUUCUUAAGGGAGUGAAGUCUUCAGGCAAGGUGGUCUAUUUCACAGCAACAUUCCCAUACUUAAUUCUCAUAAUGCUAUUGAUACGUGGUGUGACACUGGAUGGAGCAUGGAUUGGAAUCAAAUUCUACCUCACACCACAGUUUGACCACUUGUUGUCUUCAAAGGUGUGGAUAGAAGCAGCGUUGCAGAUCUUUUACUCCCUCGGGGUCGGGUUUGGAGGACUUCUCACAUUUGCAUCCUACAAUACUUUUCAUCAAAAUAUAUACAGGGACACUUUUAUUGUCACGCUAGGGAAUGCCUUCACCAGCAUUCUUGCAGGAUUUGCUAUCUUCUCCGUCCUGGGUUAUAUGUCCAAGGAGUUAGGUGUUCCAGUAGAUCAAGUGGCUAAAGCAGGUCCUGGUCUGGCCUUUGUUGUAUACCCACAAGCAAUGACAAUGCUUCCACUAUCACCAUUUUGGUCAUUCCUCUUUUUCUUUAUGCUUCUGACCCUCGGAUUAGACAGCCAGUUUGCAUUCAUGGAAACAAUAGUGACGGCCAUAACAGAUGAAUUUCCCUACUACCUCAGACCAAAGAAAGCAGUUUUUUCUCUUAUUAUAUGCAUGGUUUUAUUUCUUCUGGGCCUGAUCCUUACAACUGAUGGUGGAAUGUACUGGUUGGUCUUAUUGGAUGACUAUAGCGCAGGGUUUGGUCUACUGGUGUUAGUCAUCACAUUCUGCCUUGCAGUUUCAAGAGUUUAUGGAAUCAAGAAUUUCUGCAGGGAUAUACAAAUGAUGCUGGGAUUUAAGCCAGGAAUAUAUUUUAAAGCAUGUUGGGCCUUUCUAUCACCAGUCACCUUAAUUGGUCUGCUGGCAUAUAGUAUUAUAAAAUACCAGCCAUCCCAGUACGGAAGCUAUCAAUUCCCCCUCUGGUCAGAGGCUUUAGGAAUCCUCAUGGGGCUUCUUUCAUGCAUGAUGAUCCCCAUUGGCAUGCUGGUUGCCAUAUUAAAAGAAGAAGGAACCUUAUGGGAAAGAAUACGGCAGGCUAGUAGACCAGCUAUGGAUUGGGGUCCAUCACUCGAAGAAAAUAGGACAGGCAUGUACGUUAACACUCUGGCAGGUAGCCAGUCUCCAAAGCCUUUGAUGGUCCAUAUGCGGAAAUAUGGAGGUAUCACAAGUUAUGAAAAUACAGCCAUUGAAGUGGACAAAGAAAUUGAGGAGGAGUCCAUAAUAUGA
Bufo bufo (common toad) is the source of this 1995-nucleotide messenger RNA. RefSeq names its product solute carrier family 6 member 7 (gene SLC6A7). Lineage: Eukaryota; Metazoa; Chordata; Amphibia; Anura; Bufonidae. The record is from RefSeq and is a predicted model, not a curated record. Gene Ontology annotation, cellular component: membrane. Gene Ontology annotation, biological process: sodium ion transmembrane transport. The coding region runs from base 91 to 1995 and encodes 634 amino acids. Gene Ontology annotation, molecular function: L-proline transmembrane transporter activity. The transcript has 14 exons.